CGCACGCCCACGGCGCCAUGCCGCUCCUCGCCCCACGCCCUCUCCACGCCGCCAAUGCCGGGCUCCUUCCACGCUCGGCUUCGGCGGGCGGGCCCGGGCCCCGCCGCCGCGUUCCCCCGCCCUCCCGCGCCCGCGUCCGCGUCUCCAAUUCGGACCCUCCGCAGCAGCAGGUCAACCUCUCCGUCCUCCGCUUCACCCUCGGGAUCCCGGGCCUGGACGAGUCGUACCUCCCGCGGUGGAUAGGCCUCGGCUUCGGCGCGUUCGUCGUCCUCAACCACCUGCUCUCCCCGUCCCCCACGCCCGCGCAGCUCAGGUCCGAGGCUCUGGGGCUGUGCCUGGCCGCGUUCUCGGCGACGCUGCCGUUCCUCGGGAGGUUCCUAGAGGGCGCUGAUGCUGCCAGCCGUGUGCCGUUGCCCGAGGGGAGCAGGCAGGUGUUCGUAAUGUCUGAGAAUCUGUCAGCGGCGCAGAAGGAGGAUGUGGCCUGGGCGUCUUACGUCCUGCUGCGGAACACAAACACCACAUCUGUGCUCAUAGCAAUUGGGGAUGUGUUCUGUGUACGAGGAUACUGGGAUCCACCUGCAAAUACUUCAAAAUAUGCCAUGAUUGAGUGGUUCAAAAGUCAAAUGCAGCAAGUCGGACUUGUUGAUUUGAGGGAUACCUUGUACUUUCCUAAUUCCUCGGAUUCUCAGCUUGCGAAGAUUCUACCAGAUGGGGUUCUUUCUGUGUAUGUUCAACCAGUCCUUAGGAGUCCUGAUCUAGCUAAUGGUGAAGCAAAAACUGAAGGUGUCAUCCUGUUAGCCUCCAAUGCAAAUUAUGCAUAUACUGAUAAAGAUAGGUUCUGGAUAAGAACAGUUGCAAACAAAUUUCGAAGUUCCUAGGUCAGAGAUACCUAAGAAACGUUGACAGUCAGGCAAUACGCGAAAAUGAAUUGGGAAAGACUGGGUUGUGAAGUAGACUGAUUGGCACAAGCAGGUUUUUGUAGUGAGUUUCCUGCUAAAAUGGACAAAGCAGAUGCAAGCUUAGAGAUUUUUUAGUUGAAAGGAGAUUGGCAGUUUCAUUGGGUUUGGUACUGGUUGAAGAGAAACAGUCCAGCAAUUUUGUUCAUGGGACAAGUGCCAAAAUGCAGAUGCGCUUGGUUUGUCUCUCUGCUUUUGCUUUGGUAUGUCUUAUUGGAUUUGCCAUUGAUGCAGAAAGGCUGUGCCAGGAAUUUAGUGUCCUGUCCAAAUUAGUGAUGCUAUCAUAAUCUAAAUGCACUCCAGCCCAAUUAAGGUUGCGCACCUGGCUUGCAUUUAUAAGAACUAAAAGCUUUUGGGUCCGAAGUGUUGUCACAGAUCAGAGUUGCAAACACUGAAGAUCCAUGUACAUUCACCCGGGUUUAACUUGAAAUGACACUCUGUCGCUUUUCCUAAAAAACAAACACUGAACACUGCAGAUCAUUCACAAUCUCUCAUCUAUGGACCUAGAGUUUUUAGAGUAGACACUUUGUGUCCUCUUUUGUAAUAUUGCUGGUUGGAAUCAGUGCUCACUUUGCAAGUAUACACAAACUCAACAGAAGAUAGAAAUAUCUGUCACUUCUGUUGAGCCAGUGUUGGAAGUCAUCGCUUCAAGUUGAUACC
Molecule: messenger RNA, 1616 nt
Organism: Panicum virgatum (switchgrass)
Lineage: Eukaryota; Viridiplantae; Streptophyta; Magnoliopsida; Poales; Poaceae
Product: protein COFACTOR ASSEMBLY OF COMPLEX C SUBUNIT B CCB2, chloroplastic-like
Exons: 7
Coding region: 18-878 (286 amino acids)
Biological process (GO): cytochrome b6f complex assembly
Source: RefSeq, a predicted model, not a curated record